CUCUCUUUCUCUCUUCCCUUUUGGCUUGCAAUAACAAUGAAACAAGAAAAUGGAUACAAAAAAGGUUUCUGGACAAAGGAGGAGGACAAAAUUCUCACGGGGUACGCAAGGAAGCAUGGAGAAGGCAGGUGGAAUCGUGUUACUAAAAUGACAGGGUUGAGGAGGUGUGGCAAGAGCUGCAGGUUAAGGUGGAUUAACUAUCUAUGUCCUAGUGUGAACCGUGAUGAUUUUUCUGAGGAAGAAGAUGACCUCAUUAUUAGGCUCCAUAAUCUCCUUGGAAACAGGUGGUCUUUAAUUGCUGGCCGACUCCCAGGAAGAACCGACAACCAAGUUAAAAAUCACUGGAACACUCGCUUGCGCAAGAAGUUGGGAAUCAACAAGGAAGAAAACAAAGUUAGAGCUUCGUCGCGAGCAAUUCCUAAAACAGUUCGAGAGAAUUUUAAUAAUUCUCUCCAGACGAACUUGGGGGCAUUGUUACCUAAUCCUAAUGGCAAUCAAGAAGCUACCAAUCAAAAGCCAGUGCUUGAAAAUGACUCUAUGAGCACAAUCAGAUUUUUAGACUCACUCCAAAUGACCAUGAAUGAUGAGAGCUCAUUCUGGUUUCCUGAUGGCGAUCUUGGCCUAAACAACCCUAAUUUUGAAGAACUUUUGGAUCAGAAUGCUCUGGACUUUGUUUGGAAUGGCUUCUAAAGUGGCUUCUUUCUAAUAUGGUGUGUAAAAACCCUAAAAUUUCUUUUUCCGGAAAG
Ilex paraguariensis (yerba mate) is the source of this 746-nucleotide messenger RNA. NCBI's taxonomy places the organism in Eukaryota, Viridiplantae, Streptophyta, Magnoliopsida, Aquifoliales, Aquifoliaceae. The record is from the annotation of a GenBank genome assembly.